Quercus lobata is the source of this 585-nucleotide messenger RNA. RefSeq lists its product as uncharacterized. The record is from RefSeq and is a predicted model, not a curated record. Bases 1 to 585 code for a protein of 194 amino acids. NCBI's taxonomy places the organism in Eukaryota, Viridiplantae, Streptophyta, Magnoliopsida, Fagales, Fagaceae. The transcript has a single exon.
AUGUCUGUGGUUCGGUUAUCAACCGAAGACAGCAAUUCAGAGCCAAAAAGAGUCAGAAUAGAGGCCCCGUUGGUUUUGGGCUUCUCGGUCGACGAUAAGAUCGAAACUAUCCAACCCUAUGACGAUGCUUUGGUGGUCACACUCAGGAUAGGAGGGUAUGAUGUGAAAAGAGUGUUGGUAGAUCAGGGAAGUGCUGUUGAGAUAAUGUACCCCGACCUGUACAAGGGACUAAAUUUGAAACCCGAGGACCUAACAGCGUACGAUUCCCUACUAGUAAGUUUCGAGGGGAAGACAGUUACUCCAAGAGGUCAAAUUAGACUGCCCAUACAGACCGGUUUGGAUGUGGUGGGAGUGGACUUCAUUGUGGUGGAUGUUUAUUCAUCUUAUACGGCUAUUGUGGCUAGACCUUGGCUUCGUGCCUUAGAAGUCGUUUCUUCUACCCUAUACCAGAAGGUGAAAUAUCCGUCCAAUGGCUAUGUUAAAGAGAUUGUAGGGAAUCAGUCCAUGGCUAGGCAGUGCGUGGUGGCUGCCAUCUUACAUAGGCCCAAUGCGGAGUCCUCAACCUCUACUGAAAAGGACUUAUAG